CACUAGCAGAUGUUUUUGCAUUCGAAGUAGGUGAAGGUGAAAUCACUAUAUCUGAAAUAGAUGAGAAUAAAUCCACUGCAUCUAAAGUGGAUUGUGAUACUGAUACAACCAGAGCAAAUAAGGGUAAAUUUACUAUAUUUGAAAUAAGUAAAGGUGGUACUAUUGAAACUGGAAUAGACAAAG
Funneliformis caledonium is the source of this 183-nucleotide messenger RNA. The record is from the annotation of a GenBank genome assembly. Lineage: Eukaryota; Fungi; Glomeromycota; Glomeromycetes; Glomerales; Glomeraceae.